AUGGCUCCGUGGUUAGAUCACGUAUUUACUAGCCGGAAGGUCUGUAGGUCGAACCCGACCUCUGUAUCCCGACUUCUCCUGCCUAGGCUUGAGCAACCCGGCAGUAUCCCAGCCCUCGCGUUUCCUUCAGAUGGCAUGGCACCGAAAGGGUGCUACAGACUAUUACUUGGUGCUUUCAAGUACCAUGCGUUGGGCUGCGAAGAACUCAUAUUCUUCAUUAAUAAUGCCUGUGAACGCGGGGUGAUUGCGUCUCCAAGUACUUGUUCUUCACAUCAGAUGGAAACUAAACCAAAAUAA
Opisthorchis viverrini is the source of this 297-nucleotide messenger RNA. RefSeq lists its product as hypothetical. Lineage: Eukaryota; Metazoa; Platyhelminthes; Trematoda; Opisthorchiida; Opisthorchiidae. Bases 1 to 297 code for a protein of 98 amino acids. The transcript has 2 exons. The record is from RefSeq and is a predicted model, not a curated record.